AUGAUGAAAAAUGUAACUGAAAUUUCAUUUGUUUUCUUUUUCAUUCUUUUCCAAAUUCGGAUAGAUACACUUUCACUGAAAGGAAAAAGGCUGGAUUUUCACGGAAGGAAUGACACCUUUGUCAGUCUGGCCCACACCAUUCCUGAACUCAGUCAACUCACAGCAUGCAUUGAUAUGAUGUUCAUGGCUAACAGCUCAAGUCACUGGAUGGCCUUCUCUUAUAUUUCUAAUAACACCCUCUUGGGCAGAGAAUACAUAGAUCUUGGACUUGCAGGGAAUCAUCAGCAGCUGAUAUUAUACAACUUGGGCAGGACCUUCCAUAUCAACUACCACCUGACUCCAUUUCAGUGGCAUACAUUGUGUUUGCUCUGGGAUGGUGUGAAGGGCAGGUUAAAGCUCCUUCUGAAUAGAAGAAGAAUGCUGGUCAUAAUGGAUCAGCCACACACUCUGACUCCUGGUGGGACUUUGGUUUUAGGGUAUUUUCCCAAGAGUGGAGAGAUCCAGGUUAAAAGCACAGCAGCUCACUUUACCGGAAGCCUGUACUAUUUUCAACUCUGGGACCACAUCCUUAGAAAUGAAGAGUUUACAAAGUGCUUACAUGGAAAUAUAGUUAGUUGGGAAGAAGAUGUUUGGAUCCUCCACAAGAUCAUUCCAACAAUUGACAGGAGACUGCACUGCUUUGUUUCUGAAAAUAUGACAAUUCAAGAAACAAGCACAACUGUUUCACAGCAAAUAGACUUGACAACUGCUUCCAAAAUCACUGGACUAAACCCACAAAAGACUACACAUUUCACCACAGUGAUGUCUAAAAGCAUGCCAGUAUUUGCAACCAAUUAUACAACUAUAUCAUAUCUCCAUACAACAAUACAACCACUGGUAACAAUGACUACAUCAAGUAAUUUAAAGCCUGUUAUAGCUAAAACAGCUACAUUUACAACUGAUGUUUCUACUUCAACAGCAAUCUCUUUGCCUAGCCAGAGUGCAUCCAUACUUACUACCACUGAUUCUAUGGAAAUAACUGAACACCCAUAUUCAGGAAAAACAAGCACAACAAAAAUGGUGGAGAUCAUGACUAAUGAGACCUUUCAUCCAACUAUAGCUACAGAUUUCUUUUCCACAUAUGGAAUUACUAAGAAUUCAAUUGUAUCUAAAAGUUUAGCAACUAAAUCCCAGUCAACUGUGAUGAAGACAACAUCUUUAUUCUCAAAGAAUGAAUCCAUAUCCACAUCACCUUGGCUGAAAAACAAAUCCACAGACAUCAUAGCACUAUCUACCUGUAAAUCUAGACAAGAAUUUCUUGUAUCUUCAAUUCCCAGAACUCGUUCUGAAUCCACAGAAAAAGAGACUUCAGCUAAAAUUGUGAGCAUUGGGACUGCAUCAGCCUUCCCACUUGAGUCUCUACUCACCUCUACAGCUGCUCCAGUGGAUUCUGCAUUUUCCGAAAAUCAGAUGACAUCUCCUUUGGCAACAACUGAUAUGGAAUUAGCAUUUACAGUUCAUUCACUGAUGCCUAUGGAAACUAUACCUGCCUUAAAAACAGUAGAAACAGAACUAACAUCUACAGAUUUCCAGGAUGUCUCUUCACCCAACAUGGAGAAGUCUAUAUCUGCCUUCAUGCCAAAGGAGACCUCAUCUAUGGAUACUUAUCCCAUGACAUCAUCUCAAGUCACUGAAACACAAAGUGGACAGAUAGUUGUUGAUAUCAUGAGUACACAUGCUCCUGGAAUAACACUUGCCCCUACACUGGCUCAAACUUCUGUUUACCCCACAGAAGAAGGGCCAGUACAUACUGAAAAUACACAAACAUCUGACCAACCCAUACUUGCUUUGACUUCCACUUCAUUUUCUACAUCGGCUGCAACUGAAUCAAGUUCCACAUCUGUAACUUAUGAAGCUGUCCAUCAAAUCUCCACCAAUAAGACUACAUGGACUUCUAGGCCAAGCCAGACACUGCUGACCCCUGUGAAUACAGCCACCAUGACCUCAUUUAUGCCUAAUGAAAAUUUCACAUUAUUAUCCCAUGGCAAUGUAACUAAUCCAGAUAAUUCAAUCAUGACUACUGGAGUCACCCCACUAGAAGCAUCCAUAGGGAGCAAGACUACUGCCAGUUCUGAUACUACUACAUCCAGAUAUACAACAGCUCUACUAAAAUUGACAUCACAGUGGUUUGGUAAUUUCUCCAGUGUUUCUGGAAACACAGCCAUAGCCAAUCUGUCUGAGUCUGAACUCAUCACCUUACUGCUAAAAACCAUCCCUAUGUCCACAGCAGCUGCAAAUGAACAUCUCUCAAUACCAAGGGAGACAGUUGUUCCAUCAUUAGAUAUGUCUACUCUUCCUGACAGUAAACAAAGUUUUUCUACUAAGCAGAGCACUUUUGAAACCACACAAUCAGAAGCAAAUGGUAUGAGCACAUUUGGUGAUAUAACAGUCCUUAUACCAAAGUCAGCCGCAACAGACACAUUCUAUGUCACUAUGACAAGAAAAGAAAUAACUUCUUGUGGUUUUAAGGGAAAAUCAACUAUAUCAUCAGUAGCUGAGGUUUCUCCAUCUUUAGCAAUGAUGGAAACAACCAAUGAAUCAGCACAAAUUGGGACAGCUUCUGUUCCUGUUUCCUUUUUUCCUGAUAUAAAAAAUUUGACUACAGUGUUACAUAAUGAAACUUCAACUACUGGGGUGGGAUUGAAUUGGCUUUCAACAACAGUGCUGAAAACCUCACCUAAUCAUUCAUAUAAUGGAAAUACAGAAACUUUUAAUUUGAACCACACCUAUACAUCACAUUAUAUUUCAGAAUCAUCUGAGGUGAAUUUAGGGCCAUUGCUCACUUCUGAGAGUAUACAGGUAUUCCCUGAACUCAUGAGUGCUUCUAACCCAAGGAUAUCAGGCACCAGUUUCUCUACUACACCUACAUACAUGUCAGCGAUGCCAUUGUCUACUGGUAUCUUGCCUCCACAGACUUCAGCUUUGCAUUCCUCAGCAACCCCUCUACAUAUUACCCACAUGGUCUCACUGCCAGUGAGUGUCUCUACUAUCAUCUCUCCUGUCACUUCUAUGAUGUAUGAUGAGACUAAGGUGACCACGUCUGAGCCUUCUUCAGUGACCACAUCUAUGCUCUCAGGUAUCUCGACUCUGUCAACAGCUACAAUGACAGUAUCACUGGCACAGCCACUGAAUCCAACAGCUUCCAAAACCAGCAAUACCAUACCUACCAAUAAAGACUCACUUCAUACCACUUCAGAAGCUGCAGUAUUUCCUACUACAACAGCAUUCAUGGCAGUUCCCUCUCUGACAGAAACUCUGAUACCCUAUCUGAGAUCCUCUACUCCUAUGACAACCAAGGUGAAGAGCACUGUUACCAACACUUCAUCUGACUUCGUAACUGCAUCCAUACAUACCCUUCUCUGCUCAAAACCUUCCCUUGACAUUUCUACCAUGUCUACUAUUCAUAUAAACUCAACAACAUCUACACCAGUAGCAAUUCCAACCAUAGGCCAAUUGGAGGAUACUUUAACCAAUGCUGUUAGCUAUCCCUCUACUUUCAGUGGUGCUGGAUAUAUUGGUUUGGCUACUGGCCCUACAGAGACCCUUGCUGUUGGUGAGACCAUGCACACACAUAACUCUACCAACAAGCUUACUACGUCAGUAGAUGCUUAUAUUUAUGAAUCUUCCACACAUUUUGUAAAUACACCAGUCCCCAACCAGUUGGUGACUGGCACCUCUGUACCUUCUGAUGAAGAGCAGGUGAGCCACUUCCUGGGGAAAACCCCUAAAACAAUGGAGGUGACAAAAAUUUUCCCAUCAAAGAAUUCUUUUAUUUCCCAUUACCAGACCACUACACCCUUGAAAAUGACAGACAUAGAGUCCACAAAUAUUCUCAGCCACCAGACACAUAUUUGCCAUCAAUAUGGAUCUCCAUCUGAUGGGAACUCAGUUGCACCUCCCACUUCUGGGAAUACACAUUCUGCAGAUACCUUGACCUCAAGUAACACAGUAGGUAUUCGUAUUUCAGAAAUAUCUACCAGUCCUGAGAAAACAGCUUUCCCUUCACGAGUUCAGACAACAAACAACAUUCUGUCACCUGAAAAAGAUAUCAUAAGUACCCUUUCAGGAUAUACUCACAGGACUAGGGAAACAAUAAUGAGUUCCUCCUCUGUGACUCACCCAAUUUCAUAUUACCAGGACAUUUCAUUAGUAGAUGUCACAACCUCCAUGACAACCAGAAUAUCUAAUCCUUUACUCAUCAACACAAUUCUUUCACACUUACCUUCACUUAAGACUCAUUCUGACCUAACAGCAGUUUCUUUUUCCACUCCUGGAAGCUGUUUUUCCAGAACUGAACUACCCAAUGCCAAUUUCACAACUGUUGCUCUUUCUAUUCCAAAUUCACCCACAUCACUUCCUGGAGAACCCCCCAUAGCCACAUUAACUCCAACUUACCAGGUAUCUUCAUUUCCAGUUAAUGUCACUGCCUUCACCUUCAAAAAGGCUUCUGCCACUUCCACAAUACUAAUGCUUAAGUCCUCUAAAACAACACACUCAAGUGGCUUGAAAAGCCCCUUUAUAGCUACUUCUGAGCCUAUGUCUGAGAAGUCCUCUAUGCCAAUUAAUGACUAUGUUUCCUUACCUAUAGCAGUUUCUUCUGGCACUGCUGCAAGAGUUGGGUCAUUUUCUACUUCAUUGCCUUCAACUAACCCUAGGACUACUAAGACCAUACAAUCAUCAAUAUUGGAUGUCAUGCCUGGGACGUAUGCUGGACCUCCUUCAACAAAUGCUAUGGCUUCCCUUCUUUUCCCUGAUUCAGAAAUUAUAGAGGUGUCCUCCAAGAUCACAAACACACCUGUUUUCUCUUCAACAGAGUCAGGCUUUCCAUCUAUGGAAACCAUUCCAACCACUAUCAUGAAUGGGUCAGGGACUUCAGUUGUAGGCACCACAGCCUCCUCUUUGCUCAGUUCUAAGAUCACUGAAGCUAAUUCCUCCACUCCGAAGACCAUGGCUUCCACAUUGCCAUCAACAACACAACAAUCAACAAAGGAGGAUGCUGCAACUUUGGGAAUACUAACUGGGGUUACUAACAACUUCCAAGCUACUGAGAGCAAUGCUAGAGGGACAGUUUUCCUAACUACUCAUUCCAGAACAACCAUCCCUAAAAGUGUGCUUACACCUACAGCUUCAGAUAGUCUUCAUACUUACCCAUCUUUGAGUGGCUUUAUGAAUACCUCUGGACCUACAGGAAGUGUGAAAAACACCACAACAUACAUUUUCUGUAAUACAGGAAAGAUGACUUCCUUGUCAGAAAUUACUUCCUUAACAACUGAUCCAACAACAAGUAGUACAUCUGUGAAUACUCCUGUUUUAUACCCUCCAUGGACCCAAUCCAGGGCAACACCACACUCUUUGACAUUGCCUCUUCAUUCACCUCAUAGUAGUAGGACUGAGGUUUUUACUCCAAAGAUCUCUCUUCCUAUAUCUCAAUUGGUUCAAUUUCCAUUGCUGGGAACAAGAAGCACACCUAGUAUUCCCCAGUUCCUGCAUACAACUUCAUGGCAUGCACACACAGUUGAAGAUUCUCAGUUGCCCAUUUCUACCACUAUGCAUGUACUUACAUCAAACAAAGUAGAAGCUAAGACCCUCCUCUUUAUUCCUGGGUCCUUAUUAACACUCAUAACCUCUCAAAGUAUUCCACACUCUAGAGAUGCUACAGCAAUGUUACCGAGUUCCACAUCAGAAAUUCUUCCUACCUUUGGGCUUUCUGAGAACACUUCAUUGUCAGUAUCAUCAAGCGCUCUUCCUACCACUCUGGAGGACAUAAAGUACACAUUUGAGAAAACAACCACAUCUGUAACCCCCAGAACCACACUCUCAUCAACUCCUUCUAUAAUGUCCAGGGCUACUUCAUCUGUGAUGGCUUGUAUCCUCUCUAGUUUCCCCUCAGGCUCCUCACUGACAACUGUAUCUAAUGCUCCUCAUGUUAUAGAUUCCUCUGUAGGAGAGGUGUUAGAAUCCACAUUUCCAGCUUCUGAAACAAUACCAACAUUACCAAAAUACCCACUAACUAACUUGGCAACACUAUCUUCUGGCAGUGGAAGCACCAUACUCACCAAAAUCACUCCUAUAUCUACACUGAGCAGCAUCACUAGUGGCUCCCUGACUUCUCUCCCAAUAGCUAUAAAACCCACAGGCAGCAGUUUAUACAUUUCCUCAUCCCCUGAGGCACCAUCAAGAACCACAGUGGCUGACAAAUCCAGAACUAUGUCUGAACUUCUGUCUUUUGUCAGAAUGAAUAUAUCAACUCCAACAACUGACCACAGCCUAUCUAUUGAUGCAUUGUCUCUACCUAUCCCUACAAAAGCAUCUUCAUGGAUCAGAGUCCCAGAUAUAUCAUCAUUACCUACUUUAAUUCCUCCUAAAGCCACACUAGUUCCCUUUAUCAAUAUAACCACAAUGACUACUACUGCUACUGGAGCCGUAUUUCCACUCAUGUCCACUGGAGUGACACAUCCUUCUACAGAAGCUGUGUCUUUACUAAUUGCUUCUUUUAAGACAACUUGGAUGGAUUCCACAUCUUUCAUUCUAUCUUCAGAAGCAUUGACUACACCAAUGACCACUGAGUCUACAGUUUCCUUCUACAAUAUUGACAUGAGCUUCUCUGUUUUUGAUGAAGAGCCAAGGGUCCUUAGUACCAGUGUUAUAAAUGAAUUUGCAAAAAUAUGGUUGAAUGCUAUAUUUCAGUACAGUGAAUUUUCCCUUGUUAAUCUGGUCAUUCAAAUUAAGAGCAGAGAUACUUCUAAGGAAGAAAUGGCCAUGUACCUAUAUAUUUUGGAACAGAGAGAAGGGGCAGGAAUGACUACAAUUUCCCAUGUACCAUACAGAUGUGUCUGUCAGGCCAUCAUAAAAGCCAAGUCUUCUUUAGCACCCAUGGACCUGAUCAGCAGGAUUAGAAAUAGAAUACAUGGGAACUCCACACACGGGAACUUCACACAAGAUCAAUUGACGUUACUAAUAAAGUCUGACUAUGUGGUAGUGAAAAAGCUAGAGCCAGGAAAGUGCAAUGCUGAAGAAACACCCUCUAAAUACAAAGGAACAUAUAAGUGGCUAUUAACUGACCCUACUGAGACAGCCCAAACACGAUGCAUUAAAAAUGAGAAUGGGAACGCCACAAGAAUUUGUUCAAUCAACAUCCAAUCUGGCAAGUCUCAAUGGGAAAAACCAAGAUUUAAGCAAUGCAGACUGCUUCAAGGACUCCCUGAGAAGAUUAUAGAUCUUGCUAAUAUUACCAUAAGUGAUGAAAAUGCUGAUGAUGUUGCAGAGCACAUCUUAAGUUUGGUAAAUGAAUCUCCACCUCUGGAUGAAGAAGAGACAAAGAUUAUUGUUUCUAAAGUAGCUGAUAUUUCAAAAUGUGAUGAGAUAAGUUUGACCCUAGCCCAGACUAUAUUACAAAUAAUCAGUGCUGUUUCAGAAAAGCAAAUUGAUUCAGCAUCCAGUCUACCUCAAGUAAGCAAUGACAUUCUGAGGAUAAUAGAGCAUACUGGUCAUAAGAUGGAGUUUGUGGGGAGGACUGCAAAUCUCACCGUGGCCAGGUUGGCUUUGGCUGUGCUUCGGGUGGACCACAGGUUUGAAAGUUUGGCCUUCAGCAUUCGUUCCCAUGAAGAAGUCACAGCUCCUGAGAUUUUCCUUGGUGAUGUCCCUCUUGGCAGAGUUUUGGCUUCCAUAUAUUUGCCCAAAUCACUGAGGGAAAGAAUUCCUCUUAACAGCUUACAAACCAUCCUAUUUAAUUUUUUUGGCCAAACCUCACUCUUUAAGGCCAAAAACAUCAGUACAGCAUUAACCACAUAUGUUGUGAGUGCCAGCAUUUCAAACAUGUCUAUUCAAAACUUGGCUGAUCCAGUGGUUAUCACUUUGCAACACAUUGAAGGAAACUGGGCUCAUGAUCAAGUUUACUGUGCCUUUUGGGAUUUUGACAAGAACCAUGGGCUAGGUGGAUGGAAUUCAUCAGGCUGCAAAGUAAAGGAAACAAACAUAAAUUACACAAUCUGUCAGUGUAACCACCUCACCCACUUUGGAGUUUUAAUGGAUUUAUCCAGGUCUACAGUGGAUGCAGUGAAUGAACGGAUAUUAGUGAUUAUAACAUAUACUGGAUGUGGGAUCUCCUCCAUCUUCCUGGGAAUUGCAAUGCUGACAUACAUUGCUUUUCACAAACUUCGCAAAGAUUAUCCUUCCAAAAUCCUGAUCAACCUGUGUGCUGCACUACUGAUGCUAAACCUGGCAUUUCUGCUGAAUUCCUGGAUGUCAUCCUUUCAGAAAGUGGAACUUUGUGUCACAGCAGCUGUUGCACUCCAUUAUUUCCUGCUCGUUUCUUUGACUUGGAUGGGACUGGAGGCGGUCCACAUGUAUUUUGCUUUAGUCAAAGUCUUCAACACAUACAUUCCAAAUUAUAUCCUUAAAUUUGGCCUAGCUGGUUGGGGAAUCCCAGCAAUCACAGUGGCCAUCAUACUCAGUGUGAGAAAAGAUCUGUAUGGAAUUCUGAGCCCAACAACUCCAUUCUGUUGGAUUAAAGAUGAUUCUGUCUUUUACAUCUCAGUGGUGGCUUAUUUUUGCCUCAUAUUUCUUGUGAAUCUCUCCAUGUUCUGCACUGUUCUUGCUCAACUGAAUUCUGUGAAAUCCCAAACCCAGAAGACUCGGAGGAAGAUGAUCCUGCAUGACCUUAAAGGCACAAUAAGCCUGACAUUCUUACUUGGCCUCACCUGGGGGUUUGCCUUUUUUGCAUGGGGACCUGUGAGGAUUUUUUUCAUGUAUCUUUUUGCCAUUUGUAAUACUUUGCAAGGAUUCCUCAUUUUCGUGUUUUACUGUGUGAUGAAGGAGAGUGUGCGGGAGCAAUGGUAUGUACACCUCGGUUUCAGGUGGUUGCAACUGGAUAAUGCUUCUGAUGGAAGCAGCAAGUAUGGGGUAAAUAUUGGGUAUAAACAUGACAGAUUGAGAAAAACCCUUCAGCACAAAUUGUUGACAUCAUCCCUCAAGUCAACUGCAACUAGUUCUAGUUUCAAAUCUAUAGGUUCUGCACCUGGUAUUCCUUCAGAAAUAAGCUUCCCUAAUGAUAUCUUUGAUGAAGAUUCCUUUUUCUCUUCUUUGAGUUGUGAAGUCAUGCCUAAGUCUUAUAUAAGAAGAAUAAUACCUGAAGAAAUCAAAGCAAAUCCCGUUCACAAAAAAAAAACAAUCUUUUUCAAUAAAUCUCAGCAGAGAUUCUCACCAGCCCUCAGCCAUGGAUUGGGGAAAAAUUUGAGUUUGUGA
This is a messenger RNA of Jaculus jaculus (lesser Egyptian jerboa), 9282 nucleotides long. RefSeq names its product adhesion G protein-coupled receptor G4 (gene Adgrg4). The coding region runs from base 1 to 9282 and encodes 3093 amino acids. Lineage: Eukaryota; Metazoa; Chordata; Mammalia; Rodentia; Dipodidae. The transcript is spliced from 22 exons. Gene Ontology annotation, cellular component: membrane. Gene Ontology annotation, biological process: adenylate cyclase-activating G protein-coupled receptor signaling pathway; cell surface receptor signaling pathway. Gene Ontology annotation, molecular function: G protein-coupled receptor activity. The record is from RefSeq and is a predicted model, not a curated record.